AUGCCAGUUUUGCGGAACAAUAAGUCUACCGAUGCAAAAGCGAAAGGCGCAAACUCGUCUGGGAUCCAGAAAAACAAAGGCAAAAUCAACAAGCAAAAAGUAGAGAAGGGAAAACUCCUCGAGCAGAAAGCCAAGGCACAGCAAAGCAGAGAUGCAAGGCAAAAAGAUCUCGAGGCUCUUCGGCAAGAAGUCGAAGAUAUCCAAUCUCGCUUGAAAUCGGAGGUUUCCGAGGAUUCAAAGCAUAGACUCGAGGAUGAACUCAAAGAAAAGCUCGCCCGCUGCCAGGGAGCCGAACAAUCAGUUGGAGAACUGAACGAAUCGAUCGAACAAAUUGAAGACGAUCUGAUGGAUAUUGAUGAAGAUACCACUCAAGAGCCUACGCAUAUCAAUGAGACCCAAGCGAGCGAUACGAAUACCAUAGAAGUUCAAGAGAAUGAUGCAAGUACCAAUGAAACUCAGGCAAGCGAUAUGAGUACCAAUGAGACUCAGGGAAGCGAUAAAAAUACCAAUGAGACCCAGACAAGCAAUACGAAUAACAUAGAAUCUCAAGAGAACGAUGCAAACACCAAUGAAACUCAAGGAAGUGAUACGAGUACGAAUGAAGAUUCGCAGCUUUUCGUCAAUCAGAUGGAGUCGUCGUUGAACAACGAAGGUCUAGAUCAAGAAGCAUUGGGCCAACCUAAAGAUUAUAAAGACUAUAUUUUUGUUGACUUGACAUUGGAUGACGAAGAUAACCCAGAUCAGCUAUUUGAAGACGGUACGGUAACUUUGAAAAAGAAUUCGCGGAGCGGACUUAGCUAUCUUAACUCAUAUGGGCCCAGAAACAGCGCUAUGACUAUUUGGAGCUCGAGUGCAGCCCCCAAUGAAGUGAAAGAAUGCACAUAUCUCCAAGGCGAUCCUCACCGGAAAGCAAUGGAUCCGGACACAACCGGAAAACUCUUGUACAAGUGCAAAAUUGGCAAGAUCAAGAGAGUUGCCUGGCAACCCAAGGAAGAAGGUAUUACCAUGCUGGACUUAGUGGAAUCAGUGGAAGAGUUGAAUCCCGAAAUCAAAAAAACAAAUCCAAAAUACCGCUAUCCACUCACCACGGUUCUUGUUGACUGGAAGGCGAACAUCGAUUUGCCUGAUGUUUGGAUUAGCCGCUCGGAUUGCAAGAAAUUGAGUAGCUCAGCGGAAAGUACGAAAAUAGAUCGAAGAAUCUAUGCGGUGGCUUUGAAUCAAGUGCGAAACUACAGAAAUUGGGCAGGAAAGCGGCUUGACAACGAAUGGGCAGGAAACAAGAGAGAAGGAAAAGAUCAAAGUCCUUCUAUCCCUCCAGAAUCACCAGAGCCCGAGGGGCAAAUUUCGGCCGAGGCUCAGAACAACCAGGUUCAGAACAGCCAGGUUCCGAACAACCAGGUUCAGAACAGCCAGGUUCCGAACAGCCAGGUUCCGAACAACCAGGUUCAGAACGGCCAGGCUCAAAACGACCAGGCUCAGAACGGCCAGGACCAGCAUUCCCCCAGCCACGCUAUAUUGAGCCAUGGCAACGAGGAAGAUGCCCAGCAAGAAUCUUUCAGCGAAGAAGCCAAUCAAACGGAGAACAUAAGUGACUUCUACGAGAUAUUCAUGGAGAAAAAAGAUCUUGACCCAAAUACGCCUUGGAAAAGCAUGGACAAUGCGACUUUUGGUGAGUUCGUAGCGGCGACAAAGAGCUAUAUCAGGCAUUCGAAGGAACAGAACAUCAUUGUUCAGGAUGACAUGAAUUUUGGAAAGUCUUUCAAAAAAUGGAUAUAA
Molecule: messenger RNA, 1776 nt
Organism: Penicillium cinerascens
Lineage: Eukaryota; Fungi; Ascomycota; Eurotiomycetes; Eurotiales; Aspergillaceae
Exons: 1
Coding region: 1-1776 (591 amino acids)
Source: RefSeq, a predicted model, not a curated record